UUUCCUGCUCGCAACCCGGAAGAAUACCGCCCCAGCACGCUGUUCUUGACCAUCCUCGGCACGCGCACGCGGCCAGCGGCAUUCUGGUUCCCCGGAGCCAGCGGGAAGGCACCUCUACGGCGACUGGCGUCAAGAAAGGGGAACGGACGCCUCGCCCCAACAAACAACCCCACGUUCUUCCUAAAUUCCUCGGUUCCUCCGCGUCCUUCCCCCCACGCCGCGGCACGAUGAUACAGCUCCUCUUCUCGCUGCUAGCGGCGGAGGGCGCCGUGGCGGCGACACUACUCUUCAAGACGCCGCUGCGGAGGCUGUCCGUGGUCGCGCUCGACCGCCUCAAGCAGGGCCGUGGGCCCGUCAUGGUGCGCACCAUCGCGGCCACCGUGCUUGUCGUGCUCGCAUCCAGCCUCCACAGCAUGACCAAGAUCCGCAGCCGCGCCGAUGGGGAGCUCGACGGCGCCGGGAUCGUGGGGCUCACUCCCACCGACCAGGUCCUUCUUGCGCGACACGUCCUCGAGGCCUCGCUCAUGGGAUACUCCUUAUUCCUUGCUUUAGUCAUUGACCGGCUCCACAACUAUGUCAAAGAAAAUCGAAGGCUCAGGAAGAAAUUGGAAGAGGUGUCAAAACAGAAUGAGACAAUGCUGGAAGCAACACAUGGGCCAAAAGAGAGCAAGCUGGACCAGAAAGAUAUUUUCGAUGCCAAGGAUAAUUAAGUAUGACAUGCGCUCAAGAGGCUCCUGCCAUCACUGCUUAUGUCUGAAUAGGAUGCCGGUCACUGAUAAUCUCCCAUCUGAGAAUUAGCAUUUGUACAUGAAUGCUCGGUUACAACGUGCUGAAUCUCUUACAGCAGGCAUCUGGCUGGCCUAGCGCUGGGUGAUGCCCAUCUGUAAAUACAUGAUGCUACUGCUUUAAACUAAAUAUAAUGUUAGUCGUGUCCUCGUGUGGCCAAAUUUCAUAAUGCUACCAUGUCGGUAUUGUUCUCAGUAUCCAAUGUAACGCUGGUACUGUGAGAACUAAAGACUGAAGAUUGUGUUUCUGCCUGAGCAAUGCAUUUCUGUGUAGCACAUGGACCUGUAUUGGCUGGGUCUUGCAAUGUGAAGUGCCACCCUGACCAAGUCUCUG
Molecule: messenger RNA, 1119 nt
Organism: Sorghum bicolor (sorghum)
Lineage: Eukaryota; Viridiplantae; Streptophyta; Magnoliopsida; Poales; Poaceae
Exons: 3
Coding region: 228-710 (160 amino acids)
Biological process (GO): intracellular protein transport; endoplasmic reticulum to Golgi vesicle-mediated transport
Cellular component (GO): endoplasmic reticulum membrane; endoplasmic reticulum
Source: RefSeq, a predicted model, not a curated record